UGUGGCAGAGAAUUCCAGAGAUUCAUCACUCUCUGUGUGAAAAAUGUUUUCCUCAUCUCGGUCCUAAAAGAUUUCCCCCUUAUCCUUAAACUGAGACCCCUUGUUCUGGACUCCCAACAUCGGGAACAAUCUUCCUGCAUCUAGCCUGUCCAACCCCUUAAGAAUUUUGUAAGUUUCUAUAAGAUCCCCCCUCAAUCUUCUAAAUUCUAGCGAGUACAAGCCGAGUCUAUCCAGUCUUUCGUCAUAUGAAAGUCCUGACAUCCCAGGAAUCAGUCUGGUGAACCUUCUCUGUACUCCCUCUAUGGCAAGAAUGUCUUUCCUCAGAUUAGGAGACCAGAUCAUGUAUUGUCUUUCCACUGACUGGUUAGCACGCAACUAAAGGUUUUCACGGUACCUCAGUACACGUGACAAUAAACUAAACUAAACUAAACUAAACUAAACUAAACUAAACUGUUUUCUGCCUGAGCGUAUUACUCUUGUUUCAUUAAUUCCAAUCACAUAGUUAGGUUUAAUUUCCAAACCUUUUCUCUCUGCCGAUUGGAAGGAAUCUUUCCAGUUUUAAUGGAAAUGAUAAUAUUGCUCUGAUUUUUACUGGCAAUGCGCUAAUAAUCUAUUAACAGCAUCCUCGGAAAGAAAAAUGAUUUGAGGUUUGCAGCAAUGAGGCAGACGGCUCCACAAAUAAAACUCGGGUGUUUACUUUGAAUAUAAUUUUUGAAUUGAUUUGGUUUUUGGCAACAGUUCUGUGCCUCCUUCAACUCACUGCAGCACCUGACUCGGCUCCACUGCCUAAAGAGAGUUUGAAUCUGCUAGUUCGUGGUUCCAGAGAGAAGGAAGAGAAUAAGAUCUGGGUGGCUUCACCAAGCACCAGUAUGGCUGUACGGUAACUGAAAUAUCACUGUACCUUAAUUGGUGCAUGAGACAUUAAACGCGAACUUGAACUUGAACCUCCGUCUCCUCAGAUUUGAAGAUGACACGUGGAAGGGUCGUUCUUCUACUUCUCCUGGAGUUUGUACUGGUGGAGAGCGUCGUGGUGACCAGACAAACCGAACAGUCGCGAGUGUGGGAGGGAGACCGAGCGGUAGAUCAGCAACGUAUCGAGAAAGAAUGCGUGGGCAAGGCCUUGGACCUGGUCUUCAUCAUCGACAGUUCACGUAGUAUACUGCCCCGCGACUUCGAGAGGGUGAAGGACUUCAUCGUCAAUAUCCUCCGCUUCCUGGAUGUUGGUCUGGAGAAGACCAGGGUGGGCCUGGUCCUCUACGGCAGCACGGUGGAGAAGAUCUUCUCGCUGGGCACCCACGGGAAGGUGGAGGACAUGGAGCGGGCGGUCAGGAGGAUGGAGCACCUGGCCACGGGCACCAUGACAGGCAUGGCCAUCAAGUACACAGCCGACGUGGCCUUCUCCGGCCAGGAGGGGGCGAGGCCGCUGGGCCUGAGCAUCCCGCGGGUGGCCGUCAUCGUGACGGACGGGAGGCCCCAGGACCCCGUGGCGGAGCCAGCAGCACGAGCCAGGGACGCGGGCAUCCUCAUCUUUGCCGUGGGCGUGGGCCGGGUGGACAUGACCACCCUGCGGCUCAUCGGCAGCGAGCCGCACGAGAAGCACGUCUUCUUCGUGCAGAACUUCAGCAUGAUCCAGACCCUCCUCUCAGAGUUCCACACCAAGAUCUGUGACACAGAUCUUUGCGGGGUAGUGGGCCAUGGAUGCGAGCAGAUCUGUAUAAAUGCGCCAGGAUCAUUCAUCUGCAAAUGUAAAGCAGGAUUCAUCCUGAACAGCGAUCAGAAAACGUGCAGAAGGAUCGACCAGUGCCAGGUUGGGGAACAUGGGUGUGAGCACGAAUGUGUCAGCACAGCGACUUCAUAUAGUUGCCGAUGUCGCACAGGAUUCACACUCAAUCCAGAUGGGAGGACGUGUCGGCGCACCAACGUCUGCCUCUCAGCCAAGAACACAUGUGAGCAUGAAUGUGUCAGCACCGCAGACAGUUACCUCUGCAGAUGUUGGAAAGGAUACAUACUUAAUCCAGAUGGGAAGUCCUGCCGACAGUGUAGCAGUGGAGCAAUGGAUCUUGUCUUCAUUAUUGACGGAUCAAAAAGACUUGGAGCCCGGAAUUUCCAGUUGGUGAAACAGUUUGUCAACAACAUCGUGGACGGAUUGGAAGUGGCGCCGAAUGCGACUCGGGUGGGUCUGGCGCAGUACUCCGCCGGAGUCCGGACGGAAUUCCCUCUCAGACGCUACAGCACGGCCAAGGAAGUCAAGGCAGCCGUGAGCCGGACAAAAUACGCGGGUCAAGGAUUGGGAUGGGGAGUGGCCGUAAGGCAGCUCUUCAAGCAGAGUUUCAGGGUGGUGGAAGGAGCCCGGCCCCUUUCCCGCAACAUCCCCAGAGUGGCCAUCAUGUUCACUGAUGGCCGGGAGCAAGGCAACAUGGCGGAAUGGGCAACCAAAGCAAAGCAGAACGGCAUCAAUAUAUAUGCUGUUGGGGUUGGGGAGACAAUUGAAGAACGACUGCAGCAAAUUGCUUCAUUUCCUCAAGAUGAACACUUGUAUUACGCAAGAAACUCCAGGUCCAUGGGUGAAAUUGCUGAAAAAGUGAAGGCACAGAUUUGCAAAGGAAAUCCAUCAGCUGGUGAUCGAUGCAAAUGCCAAGCAGUUAUGGCUUUCCAGAUACAAGCUAAUGAAGAAAUACAAAGAUUAACCCAGAGAUUAGAUGAAGUACUGAAAAGACUGAAGACUGUUGAAAAUUAUGUCACAACCAAGUAGGAACAAAAAACACUGUCCGUUGCCCUCACUGUAAAUCGGGGAGCUGCAGCAUGGUGCACUGGGUAGCUUUACAAUCAAAUAACACUGUCAAUGUACACAUUUAAUGGAAUCCAAUUGACAAAAGAGAAUUAUUGUUUCUACUGUACAUCACUGACAGUGUGGCAUUUUAUAUUUGUAUGCCAGCUAGUACACUAUCAACUUCUAACGCCUGGAAUGAAAAUAUGCAAACUCAACCAUUUGAGGUUUUUUUUUAAUUUCAAAAGCUAUUGCAAGUCAUUGAAAUAUACCUACUGCCUAUUAUGCAUAGUUUUCUAACCAAUUGUGAAAUGUUUAUGAUGCAAAUAAAGAUGGCAGAAUGCAAUUA
Molecule: messenger RNA, 3116 nt
Organism: Leucoraja erinaceus (little skate)
Lineage: Eukaryota; Metazoa; Chordata; Chondrichthyes; Rajiformes; Rajidae
Product: matrilin-2-like
Exons: 10
Coding region: 968-2752 (594 amino acids)
Molecular function (GO): calcium ion binding
Source: RefSeq, a predicted model, not a curated record